AUGUGUCCUCUGUUCUCGUUGGAGGGGCUUACACAAGAUACUUGGUCCAUUGACAUUAUGCACACCUGGCACCUGGGACCAAUGCAGCAGUUCAUCAGCCUGGCUAUUCACAGCUUCAUCGCUUCGGGUGUUUUUUCGCCUCGGGCGGCCAACAUGGAAGCUGCUGAUGUUCGCGAGCUGGCACUCUUGGCGAUCAAGGCAGAGCUGUUCCAGUUCUACAGACAGCUGAGAAGAGAUGACCCGGCAUGGAAGGAGAAAGGCUCUGAAGUCUGGAACUUGACUCUCGGCAUGCUGGGGAGUGCCGACUCGCUGCAGCUUAGUGCGAAGGCAGCUGAAUCGCACGGCCUUCUUCGGUUCGUUCUCUGGAUGCUGCACAAGUACAAAUCGGACUUCGCCUCGCAGCCGCCGGCUUUGGCAAGGAAGCUCGCUUUGCUGACCGCUGCUGGAGAGGCUGCGGUGGCCAUGGACGAGGUGCUGCAGCAGGAGAAUCGGCAGUUCAAGCGAUUGGAUUGUCAGACUCUCUUGCAGCAGUACCUACGUUUCUUGAGCUUGUACUUGAAGGCUGGUGGUGUUUGGAGGCCGAAGUGCCAUCUCUUGGUGCACAUGGUUCAAAGGGCUCUUGAUCGUGGCAACCCUCGCUUAUACAGCACAUACCGCGACGAGACCUUGAAUGGGGUCAUAGCCAAGAUUGCUAGAAGUGCUCACCGCCGGACUUGGUCGAAUGUCAUACACUUCAAGUGCAAUAUCCUUCAUGAAAAGAAUCUCAAGGCUUAUCUUGAGACACAGGGGCAGUGA
Messenger RNA from Symbiodinium necroappetens, 795 nucleotides. Lineage: Eukaryota; Dinophyceae; Suessiales; Symbiodiniaceae. The record is from the annotation of a GenBank genome assembly.